Messenger RNA from Alosa alosa (allis shad), 5558 nucleotides. It is a transcript of the gene sona, whose product is annotated as SON DNA and RNA binding protein a. The transcript has 8 exons. Gene Ontology annotation, molecular function: RNA binding. The record is from RefSeq and is a predicted model, not a curated record. Gene Ontology annotation, biological process: regulation of mRNA splicing, via spliceosome; regulation of cell cycle. Bases 211 to 3735 code for a protein of 1174 amino acids. Lineage: Eukaryota; Metazoa; Chordata; Actinopteri; Clupeiformes; Clupeidae.
UCGCGGGAUGCUGGGAUACUGGUGGACUACUGUUCGACCUGACUGUCAUGGCGACCAAUUUUCAGCAAGUUUCCAGAAUUUCGUAAUCAAUCAAAUUAAAUAAGUCCGAGAUCUAGAAUCCAGUGAACUGUAACCUCCCCUUCUGUGGUGGAGAGGGUCCAGCCAGUUCUGUGGUCAGAGAUUGAAAAGGACCCUGUGUCAACUGAAGCAAUGGAAUGUGCUGUGAAUACUGCACUAGAUGAAGAAGAAGCCUCUGAUAAUAGUGCCGCUGUAGAGGUGUCUGUGACCAAGGAAGGGAGUGAAACUCCUCGGAAGAAAACAAAAAAGCAAAAAAAGCACAAAAGUAAGAAGAAGAGGAAGAAGCGCAAGUGUGAGAAAGAGAGCAGUUCUGAAUCUGAGGAAUCUGACUGUGGAAUGCAGACAAGAGCCAGAGCAAAGAAGACUGAAGGUCAUUUGACAUCAAAGGGAGGAGAGCAAAUUAAAAUAAAAGAUGAAACCUCAGGAAUCCCCAUACCAGACUUGCAAGGGGACGAUGGCAUUGUGAAGGCAAAAAAAACCAAACGACACACCGGGAGAAGAAAGAGGAGGGGUACGAAAAAAGAUGCCGAAAAAAAAGGAGAAAACAAAUCAGAAAGCAGUGCUGCUUCAGGGUCCGAGCCGGAAUCAGAAUGUAAGCAGUUAUUGGCUUCUGACAACACAGAUUUGGACCAAAAGACUGCCCUGGAUUCUUUGGAGGCAUCGAAAGGCCGGAUUAAGCCUCACCUUGAAGAAUCCGUUGAUACCAGAACUAUUAAGUCAGAGCCUUCUGUUGAAAAAACUAAAGACACCCAAUGCAAUGCUGAGGAGUUGCUUGAGAAUUUGGCAAAAGGUGAUGACCACUGUGAAACCACUAUGAAGACUGUGCAAUGCCGUGGAGAAAAUGGGAACUUUAGCAAAGUACAGGACUUGCCAGAUAUAAUUCCCAAACAAGAGAAUCUCCAGAAGGACGAUGCAAGCCUUUCUACAGAAUGUUCAAAGGAAACAAAUGGAGAUCAGAGGGAAAAGGUUGGCCAAUGUAGAGUGGAGAGUCCCCCUCCCUCACGAUCCCGGUCAAGAUCUGUCUCUGACACCAAAAGAGUAAAAUCAAGCCCAAGUUGCUCACCAAGCCCUCGUCGUUCCCUUGAUAAGUCAGCUUCUCGAAAGGAACGUUCUUCUUCUAGGGCUAGGUCUACAUCAGGACCCAGGAGAAGGGGUAGUCCUAAGAGGAAACCCUCAAGGUCACCAUCAGUAAAACGUAGGUCGAGGUCCAGAUCAGUCAGGAGGUCGGGACGAAGGUCUAGGUCCCUUUCUCCUAAAAGAACCCGCCGCUCUGUCUCCAGAUCGCGCAACAGAAACAGAAAGUCUAGAACCCGGUCACCACGGCAUGGCAGACGAUCAAGAUCUAAGUCCAUUGUGCGCAUGCGUCGCUCAAGAUCCAGGCAGUCUUUGUCACGCAGAAGGACUCGUAGGUCCAGAACGAGGUCACGCUCUGCAAGGAGAGGCAGACUCUCAAGAUCCCCGUCACGCACACGAAGGAGGUCGCCAGUAACCCGGUCUAGGAGGUCACGUUCUCGGUCUGUCAGGAGAAACAGGCGAACUCGAUCAAGAUCUCUUGUUGUUCUGCGACGGUCUAGGUCUCAUGCAAGGAGAGUCAGGAGAUCUAGGUCACGGUCCAUCCGUAAAAACAGGUCAAGAUCCAGAACACCAAGACGGCUAAGUAAAUCUCGCUCCAGGUCCCCAGCAAGACGAAGAAGAUCAAAAUCUAGGUCCCCACAAAGGGCUCGCUCUAAGUCAGCCAAACGCACCAAACGAUCAAAAUCCAGAUCCAUGUCACGGCAUGAACAUUCAAGGUCCAGAUCACCUGUGACGAGCAGCAGGCGGCUUAAAACAACCAAAAGAAGAGAGCGCUCAAGAUCAAAUUCUCCCAUCAGAGAUAAAUCAUUAUCUAGAUCUGUCUCAGAUGGCAGGAGGUCUACAGAACGGAGUCUUUCUCCGGCUGAACAGCGUUCUAAAUCACGCUCCCUUUCUAAAGAUGAAAAGUCAAAAGAAACUCAAAAGCUGAAACUUAAAAUAAAGAAAGGUGAUGAAUCUCCCUCACAUGGGAGUACAGGCAGUAGCUCUGAUGAGGACAUUGCAGCAUCACCUGCACCUGCAGGACCAUUGAAAAAAGUUCCAUUAGCUGAAAAAAGUGUCUCAGGCUCAUCAGAUGAGCAAGAUAUGGCAUCAUCUGAGGUUGAAAGAGAUGACUCUAAAAACUCAACUACUGCACCACGUGAUGGAGACAAACAAUCUACCUCACAUUUAUCUUCAUCUGAAAAGACAUCAUCUCUGGCAGUUUCCCAGGGCCAUCAUGUGUCUGAAUCAAACAGAAGGGAGGAUUCCCUUGACCGUGAUGGAUCAGACCAUUCAAGAGCAUCUUCACCAGGUAGUGCUAAACAUGAAGAAACAGGAAGAAAGUCAUCUAGUAAAAUAAGAACAAGCUUGCUAAAAUUGAGACAGUUGUCAACAUCCCCAUCACCUGCAAGGAAAAAGCAUUCGGAAUCUAGGUCUUCCUCCAGAAGAAGAAUCUCAAAAUCAAAAUCCCCUGUUCGGAAAAAACGCUCCAAAUCUAGAUCAUCCAGCCGAAGAAGACGUUUGAAGUCUAAAUCUCCACCAAGACGAAAAAGGUCAAGGUCUAGGUCCCCAGGAAGGAAACGCAAGUCUAGGUCUCCAUCUCGUGGAAGAAGAAAAAGAUCUAAAACAAAGUCACCUGCAAGAAGGAGAAGGUCACGUUCAAGAUCAACUGCAAGAAGGAGAAAAUCAAGGUCCAAGUCCCGUACUCGUGUAAAGCGUUCCAAGUCAAGAUCACCAAAAAGAAGACGAUCAAAAUCCCGAUCUCAAGGAAGGAAAAGACGUUCAAAGACAAGAUCACCAGCUAGAAGGAAGAGCUCAAAAUCCAGAGAUGACAGCAAGCGCUCCAAGUCUCGUUCUCCUGGCAGGAAGCGCAGGUCUCGUUCCCGAUCCACAACACGGAACCGCCGAUCGCGCUCAAGGAGAUCUCGUUCCGGUUCUCGUCACCGGAGGCCAGCAUUCCGUAGUCGAUCCUUUGAUCGACGAGAUCGAUGGAAACGUGAACCAAGCCACUCUCCAAUCCUUAUUCUUCGUAAAAGGAGAUCCACCUCUCGAACUCGCCGGAGCACCAGCAAAACGCCACCACGCCUCACUGAUCUUGACAAAGACCAGUUACUGGAGAUAGCAAAAGCUAAUGCUGCUGCUAUGUGUGCUAAGGCUGGAGUGCCUAUCCCGGAGAGUUUGAAACCUAAAGCCAUUCUCCAAUUGCCUCUUCCAACGCCAGCUCCUCAGCCUCUGUCAUUACCAUUGCCACUGCCCAUGAGUUUGCCAAUGAAUCUGCCCAUAGGAAUGCCAGGUAUGCCAGGGAUGCCCAACAUGCCCAUGAAUGCUGCCAUGGCAAGUAUGACUGCAGCUACAAUGACAGCAGCUCUUUCCAACAUGGGUGCGUUAGCUGCUAUGUCCCCAAUGCCACCACUUCCCACUAUUACCAACAAGCCACCUCCUGUGCCCACACCAAACCUUGCUAAUAUUGAAGAGGUGAAGAGAAAGGUGACUCAACAGGCCAAUAGCUUCAGCAUCAAGGAACUCACAGAGAAAUGCAAGCAAAUAGCAGCAUGCAAGGAGGAGAUGGCCAUAGCCAAACCCCACAUGUCUGACGAUGAGUGAUGAGAACCAGUCCCAGUCAACUUCUGGUCAUACCUCCUGACCACUUUUCUGUCCUUGAUGUAGACUUGCUGGAUUUGGUGAUUGCCUUUGUAGACAAUACUCAGAUGGAAUCAUUUCAAUAGAUCUUCAGAAAGUGGAACCUGACUGACCACAGUUUUGGGGGCCAGCAGUCAUCAACAGAUCUUAAAUGGCAGGUUUUCAUUACGCUUCUGGAGAAUAUUGACUGAAUUGACAGGAUUAUAAACGCAAGAGUACAUCUUAAUAGGAAUAGGAAAAGUGAAAGUGUCCAGUCAGUUUGAAAAUGUCCAGUCAUGCUUUGUCCAGUCAUGCUUUGUCAGGACACACAUGGUGGACGUUGUGAUGCGAGAAGUUGCUCUUUCAGGAACUACAAUUUUGUAUAAUUACAAGUGUCUACUUGAAGGAACUUAACAAAUAUUCCUCCAUGACAUUUUACUCAUAUGUUAACUGCCCAUUUGAUUGUAGUGCAAAAUUGUCUAAGACUUGGGAUAAAUUAUACAAAUGUUGUAAACCUGUAAGCUUUUAACCUUUUUUAAUUUUUUGUGUUCACUUUCCAUGGAUGGAUAGUAAAAUGUGGUCCUAGAUUAUAUGGCCUGUAGCUCAUUAAUCCACCUCUACUGUAAUGCUCUGUAAUGUUUGGUUGUACUGGUUUAAAUACAUGUAGAAUGGAGGCAGAAGAGCAAGCCUUGUUUUUCUUUUCUAAUUUUCAGAAACCCAGUAUUUAAUUGAAUUUGCUUGGUUGCAAAACUUGCUAUUGUGUUAUUGGGGAACUGUGCUUGCUCUGCUAGGAACAUUGUUUGAAUCCUUUUAAUGCAGGCAGUUUAAUUAUAAUGUUUCACUAGUGGUUACUUGAAGUGAUUGAGGAUAUUUCACUUGAUUUUAUCCUGGACGUGCAGUGGGACCUUAUAAAUUCAGAUUCUGCUUUUUUUCCCUUCUGUGGUUGGCAAAAGUAUAGUUUCAGGUUCAAUUUUCAGGUGAUUGACAUGACUGAACUAUACGCCAAGGUAGUAUCAUCCAAGUAUGAGAGAGCUGGUUUAACAUUUUUGGAGAGAAAUGACAAUCAGACUGCCAUGUUGUAAAUAUGGCCAGAGGGCAGAAACUAAGAAGAAAGAUACAUAGAUGAAUUGACCCCUGGACCGUAAUUUGUGCUGUGUUGAUGUUCAUUUCUGUGCGUUUUGUAUUUUGCCGUCUUGCUGUGUAGAAAAAGAACAAUUAGCCAAGGCUCACGAACAGUGUCCAUUUUAAAGGGACAAUUAUUAUUUAGUUUUUUUCCCCUUUUGUAAAUGAGUGCAGUCCCCAAGAAUGAGUGAAAUCUUCAGAAUGUAGUUACCAUUUUCACUCACUGUUUAUCUGCACCCUACACCGUCUUCUGAGGUUACUUUAUUACAGUUUGGUCUAUGAUAUUUGUACAGAAUAGAGAAGAAAAAGCCAGCUGUUUCCCCUAUACACCUGCAGACACUGAGUUAUUAACUGCUAGCAGAAGUUGCCAUGCACACCAUUAAAGCAAAUUAAUCAACCAGGUAUGUUUUGAUACCAGAGCAGGGAGUUUUACUUAGUCAUUUUUAUAGUUAGUAAAUCACACCAGUGGCUUGUCACUAGGGACAAGGAAAGAGAACACACUGUUAAUGAGAGUAUGGGACUGUGAGUAAAUCUAUAUUUACAUUGUAGAAUUAAGAAUCCUGCUCUGAAAACCCAUAGCUUUUCUUGUUUUAAAAACAGAUUUCAGUUUUUGCCCGAAAGUUAGUACCCUCAUGUGCUUGCUUUGUACAUAAUGCCAUGUUGAUUAUUAAAUGAAGCUACUAAAA